GAUCUGGGAAUCGGGAGCUGGUCGAUCGAGGUUAGACAUCAGCAAGAUCCGGCUUGACUAGCAGUAGUUUUUUCUCUGGAGCACGUCUCAUCACCCCCGAGUGAUCAAAACACAUCAUGUCGGUCGUCCCUUCUCCAUCAACCGCGUCCACUUCCGCCGCACCUCAAUCUCAACCCCAACCUCAACUCACGUCAGGUCUGGACCCAGCCUUGAACCAGUCAUCUUCCACAUCAGCGACAAACACCCCUCUCGAGCUUCAACCACAAUCCAAUGCACCUCCCGGUUCCACACCUGUACCUUCAAAGCCACCUUCAGAUGUCAUCCUCGACCUCGACCCUCACCCUCAACCAUCUCUAUCAUCCAAUAAUGACCCCAACCUCGGACUGGGAAACGGAGUCGGGAUGGGGCUGAAUACGGCCGAGAUCGACGCCCUGGUCGGUGACUUUAGGGAGGCAGGGGGAAAGACCCCUUUUACGAGCAAUACUGCCAAUAUGGGAGGACUCACUCCGGGUGUCUGGUCGGAUGGGAAAGAAUUGGAUGGGUUGACGAACCGGCCACCCGGGUCUGGGCCUGGGCCUGGGUCUGGGUCUGCGGGGUUUGGGGAUCCUACUUCUGGUGCUCGGAGCACAGGCACCGAGACGGGGAUGGGGAACUCGAACUCGCCUGCGCCCAAUCCCGGUCCUCGGUCGACUUCCCACCCAACGUCAGCAGGUGUAGGUGUGAAGAUCCCUAGCCUCAACCUCCCACCCAAUUCGUCUGCCGGCCAACAACAAUACCCAGCCCCGAUGUCUACAGGCGGUUCGUCCAACGGCACGGGGACGACCUCGAUUCGUCCUUUGAACAGUACCAUCAACCCCCUGAACCCGGCUACGGUGUAUUCCAGCAACUCGAGUACCAACGCCAACACCGGGGUCGUCAUCCCGCCUUCCAGCCUCCCACCUCCCCCAGCCCACGGACUACCCAUCGGACAUCCUUUACAUCCGAACAACUUUCCUGGAUCUCAAUUCGGCAGCCCGAGUCUUUAUCCCCCUUCGUCAGGACCUAGCGGGUCCGGCUCCGGGUCGCUCCAAGGUCAAGGUCAGGGUCAAGGUCAAGGUCAACCGAUCGGACCGGGGAACAGGUUGUUACCCAACCCGAACCCUAACGGCAAUAUGAACCUGAACGUCAAUCCUAAUCAGCUGAUGGGACCCGGUAUGGGUAUGGGUAUGGGAGGUGCUCCGGGGGCUAUGGUCAGCGCUGGAGGCAGUGUGGAGGGUGAAGGGGGGAUGACGACGGGUACGAGCGGGUGGUCAGGUCGAGCUAGCGGCUGGACGACCCCGAACACCCCCUUGCCUAAUCCACCGGACUUGUUACCUAGGCAGUUGACAACGAGGGAAGCUCAGCUGGUAGAUCAUCUCGUCAGGUUACAGCUGUUUUUGGCGACGGCUCCGUCGGCUUGGCAACAGCACGGGACUGUCCCGACCGGUAGCGACCCGUACACGCAACAAAACCCUUGGUACAACUUUCACAACAGCCCGAAUAGCGAACCCGUCUCGUUCGUCUCGUGCCCUCAUCCGGCUCUCAACCGGUUCUUGCUCCCCAACGGAGAGCACGUCAGUUGCGCAUACUGGAACGGUCUGUACAUGAUCACGGGGACGGAUAUCGUCCGAGCACUGGCCUUCCGUUUCGAGGCGUUUGGGAGACCGGUCAAGACGGCCCUGGUAAAGAAGUUCGAGGAGGGCAUCUUUUCCGACUUGCGAAACUUGAAGCCGGGCGAGGAUUCGAGCUUGGAGAAACCCAAGAGCGAGUUCCUAGACUUGCUCUUCAAGUACGGGUGUAUUAGGACGCAAAAGAAGCAAAAGGUCUUCUACUGGUUCUCAGUUCCUCACGAUCGGCUUUUCUUGGAUGCACUGGAACGUGAUCUGAAGCGGGAAAAGGAGGGCAUGGCUACGACGACCGAAAUUAUCGGCGAGCCCGCCCGGAGUUUCAGGUGGGAUCCCACGAAGACUCUCUUUGAGCAGUUUGCUGCGUCCGACUUGUCGGCCAUCAAUGCUACCACCGAGCCCCUCGAACCCGCUCAACCCGGUGAUGCCAUUCCACCGCCCGAGUUCCCUGGCCAAGAAGAGGUGGACCGGGACCCGCUUCCUCAACUACCCCUGCCAACCGGUGUCGACCAGCGCAACCGACCGUUCUCGGUAACCCUGUUUGAAGGAAGCCCGCAGUACAAGCAGCGCAAGAAGAAGGACGCCAAGGCCAGAGCGCAAAAGAGGUCGGCUCUUGGCCAGGCCUUGUCCGACCUCGAAGACGAGGACGAAGGUCCCGAUCGACUCGGCUCCGAGUACUCGGACGUCAAGCCCAUCAUCCCGAGAGAGACGCCAGACAUCGUCGAGGGCGAUUCUCGAGCGCCUUCUUCGUCCAUGCCACCUCCACCCCCACCGGCACACAACGGACCUACGUGGAAGACCGUUCAGGACGAAACAGCACCUCGUGUGCAAGAGUCCAACGUCCGCCAAAGCUCUUUCGCUAGCGUCGAAUCAGAGGGGGCUCGAGGUCAGAGCGCGGCUCCUACGGCUCCUGGUGUCAAGAUGUUCCGGUGCCCACUGGACACGUGCGGGCGGUAUUUCAAACGUCUCGAGCAUCUGAAGCGACACGUCCGAACGCACACCCAGGAGAGACCCUACGUCUGUCAACGAUGCGGGAAACGGUUCAGCAGGAGCGACAACCUGACCCAGCACAUGAAGACCCACGAACGACAGGAUCGGGGCGAUCGAGCGAGCACGCAGAUGACCGAGGACGACGAGUUUGCUCGCAUGCUCGAAGCCCAGGUCGAUCAGAUGGCCGCCGAGAUGGGUUAUGAAGGUUCGAUGUAUGGAGGAGACUCUGGUGCAUCGUCCUACUACGGAAGCCCUGCCAUGCAGCCGAUGGGGAGGAUGGGCAGCGUGCCAAACUUGGGCAUGCCGGCAGGGUAUAUGGCACCACCUCCGCCUCCUCUCGGUCGACACCAGUCUGUCGGGCUCGGCAACGGUGGAACCAGCUACGCCAGGGUGUCUUCGAACGGAGGUCCGGAUAGGAACACCUUUAUGUACCGACGUCAAGCUUCGAUCCCGGCUUACCCGAGCAAUCGGAUGCGGUACAUGUCACCCAAUCCCGGUACCGACCCGCGAGCUCGUUUAGGAUCGCCCGGGAUGCGAAACUUCACCCCGGUACCCCAGCGAGCCGUCUCGGUCAGCGUGAUCCCCCAGCAGACGUACAUGGCGGCGAGUCCGUUCCAGGGUACCAACACCUUGCCGCCCAUGAACAACGGGUACAUGGCACCUAGCCCGGCUUCGGGAUACAACGGCCAGAUGCCUUUCGGUCAGCAACAGGACCCGUACAACGGCAUGCCACCGCCUUCCGCCUUGAACGGUCAGACGUACGCUAUCGGACCCGACGUCAUGGUCGGUGGCAUCAACCCGCAAAAGGUCCAGCAGCAGCAACAACAACAACAGCAAUUGGAUAUGACCAUGACGGGCAUGUUACCGAGCGCGACCAGCAGCGGUGGAGGCAGCAUCCAUAACCCCUCCAUGUACUCGCAACACUCUCAACAGUCCUACGUCGGAGGCGGCGACAUGAACUCGAUACCGCCCCAGUCGUCCUUGUCAAACGAGGGGAUCCCCAUGCAAUCACCAGCGUCGAUGGCGUUCGGGGGGAUGCUCAACUCGGCAAGCUUUGCACCCAACUCGGCCGUCGAAUGGCCUACUACGACGUCGGCCAACAGGUUCCCUGAUCCCGGUCAGGAAGGACGAUAGGUCUCGCCGUCCCUCCCCUCGCUUCUUGGCUUUGGAAGGCGCUGGUUCGCCGGAAACGAUCAGAGCCCUACCCAGCUCGUCAGGAUAUC
Messenger RNA from Filobasidium floriforme, 3856 nucleotides. RefSeq lists its product as uncharacterized. Gene Ontology annotation, biological process: regulation of DNA-templated transcription; sexual reproduction. Lineage: Eukaryota; Fungi; Basidiomycota; Tremellomycetes; Filobasidiales; Filobasidiaceae. Gene Ontology annotation, cellular component: Ste12p-Dig1p-Dig2p complex; Tec1p-Ste12p-Dig1p complex; nucleus. The record is from RefSeq and is a predicted model, not a curated record. The transcript has 10 exons. The coding region runs from base 117 to 3767 and encodes 1216 amino acids. Gene Ontology annotation, molecular function: DNA-binding transcription factor activity.